Solanum lycopersicum (tomato) is the source of this 684-nucleotide messenger RNA. RefSeq names its product auxin-responsive protein IAA29 (gene IAA29). The record is from RefSeq and is marked provisional. Gene Ontology annotation, molecular function: protein binding. NCBI's taxonomy places the organism in Eukaryota, Viridiplantae, Streptophyta, Magnoliopsida, Solanales, Solanaceae. Gene Ontology annotation, cellular component: nucleus. Gene Ontology annotation, biological process: regulation of DNA-templated transcription.
AUGGAACUAGAGCUUGGCCUUGCUAUUUCAAAUUGUAACCAUUUUCCCAUCAAUGCAAUCACGAGUUAUAGGAAGAAUGGUUUUGAUGAUAGCUUCUCCGAUAUGAAGAUGAAGAUGAAGCAAAAGCGAUGUUUUGAAGAGGCCUUUCAUGAGGAUGAAGGAGUAGUUGAACGUAAGACGUUGUCUUUGUUCAUAUGGAAUGGCCAACCAAAUGAAGAUGAUGAUAACCAUGGAAGAAACAAGAAACCUUUUAAUGCCACUUGUCACAAGGAUUUUGAGGAAGAAAGUCUCAAACUUCUUGGUUGGCCACCAAUUAAUACAUGGAGAAAAAAACAAUUUCAUCAUCAAGGUCAUGCAGGUUGGAUUACAAAUGAUAGAAACAAUAACAAUAAUAAUAAUAAUAAUGUUAUUGUUGGAGGAAGAAACUCUAUGUAUGUAAAGGUGAAGAUGGAAGGGGUGCCAAUAGGAAGGAAGGUUGAUCUAAGGCUCUAUCAUUCUUAUCAACUUUUUACCCAAAAUUUACUUCAAAUGUUUGCAAGAUAUCAAAAUAGUGGAAAAAAUAGUACACGCUUUACAAUCUUGUACCAAGACAGAGAAGGAGACUGGAUGCUUGCUGGAGAUGUACCAUGGAAAACAUUCGUGGAGACUGUUCAAAGAAUUGAGAUACAAAAGAAUGAGAAAUGA